This is a messenger RNA of Salvelinus sp. IW2-2015, 1441 nucleotides long. NCBI's taxonomy places the organism in Eukaryota, Metazoa, Chordata, Actinopteri, Salmoniformes, Salmonidae. The record is from RefSeq and is a predicted model, not a curated record.
GACGUGGSUGGCUAGCUAGAUGUAAAUAUUGACAAUUUGGAAAUUUACCACACAUGUUAUGGAGACAAGUUGUUUCUCUGAUAUCGACAAUGAGUCGGCGUCAAUUGUAGAUGAUUCUGAAGGAGAAGAAGAAAAAAAUCUUUACCUGGACAGAUUGAUGCUUGCAGAUUUUCUAGACUCGCCAUACUCACAUAAUUUUUCCACACCACACACCAUCAAUGGCUGUAUAGACGGGUUUUCUCCUCAGAUAGCGAUGUUGACUUGUAGACGUUUGGAUGGCUUGGACCAAGUGCGUCUCACACCUGAAAAGAUCCAAUCCCCAUAUUUGUCAAGGAGUUCUGGGAUUCCAGAUGACGAGAAGGGAAUGGACAGUAUUAUCGCUCAAGGACAUGAUGGAGAAGACAGUGAGGGGAUGAUAGAAGAGGAUCCCUCUGAGGGGUUAGUGUCAGAGAGUCCCUCACAGCACGUUGGGAGUGGUACCUCUACCAGACGUUCGAAGAGAGCAGCGACGGUAGCUAARACACAGAAGGAGAUAGGUGCAGAGCCCAAGAGACAGACCAGGCUGACUGACAGUCAGACACAGGGUAGUAGACAGACCAGACCAAUGGAAGAAAUCAGACCAACCAGGCAGAACAGAGGGACCAGACAGAAUGACAACCAGGCACAGGAGAACAAACAGGAGAACAGACAGACCAGGCAGACUGACAGCCAGAAGCAGGAGACCGGCGAACCAGCCAGACAGACCAGGCAGACUGACAGCCAGAAGCAGGAAAAUGGAGGUAAUAGUUCCACCAGCAACAAGCCAGGGACACUGAGAGGUGUGAACCAUGGUCAAUCCCAGAGCAGGCGGGGCAUCACCCGUCUGAAUGUCCUCCACCGGAAGAACCGUUACGGGGAGACUCUACUCCACAUUGCAGCCAUGCAAGGAGAAACCCAGUGGAUCAGAGGCAUGCUGUCGCUGGGCCCCGACAUCAACAUGGUCGACAACGCAGGUUGGACUCCUCUUCACGAGGCAGUGUCCCACGGUCACUAUGAGAUCAGUAAGUACCUGAUCCAGGCAGGAGCUCAGGUCAACUGUACUGGAGAAAAUGGAACCACACCUCUACUUGAUGCUGUAGAGCAGGGACACCUGCAGAUAGCAGAGUUGCUGUUGAAGCACGGGGCAGACCCUCUACUGAAGAACAACAAUGGACAGACAGCCUAUAGCAACACCACAGAACCCUGUCUGAUUAAACUCAUGGAGAAAAACAUCCCCAAGAACAAGAGAAAGGCACUAGCAGCACCAACAAAACGACCGGCAGACUCGUCCCAACUCAGCCCGUCCCAAAGUGGAACAGAGAGGAAGCUCAGGAGGUUACCAGUUCAGGCAGAUCAGACCAGCACUGACCAGCGGAGAGAUAUCAGCAGUAGACGCGCAACACACCAGAAGGAUCCUAUGUGA